Mycotypha africana is the source of this 861-nucleotide messenger RNA. RefSeq lists its product as uncharacterized. The transcript has 2 exons. Lineage: Eukaryota; Fungi; Mucoromycota; Mucoromycetes; Mucorales; Mycotyphaceae. Bases 338 to 649 code for a protein of 103 amino acids. The record is from RefSeq and is a predicted model, not a curated record.
GAUGUAAGGCAAUGCUUGUUUAUUGUAGACAAAUAUGAAAGAAAGGAAAUCUCCGAUGCUUCCUCAAUAUUGGUUAAUUCAUGCGAAACGCAAUACAUUUCCUUCAUAUUCUUCUGUUGAAUUUCUCUCACAACCACCCCUACACUUUUUCAGUGUCUUCUCUUCUAUAAAUUAUGGCAGGUAAUUGACAUUGGAUAGCUGUAGAGUAUUUUAGAAUAAUAAAAUGUAACGAUAUUUCUUUUUCAGUAAUAAUAAAGCGCUCUUCGCCAGACGACUUUGACUGGCCUGCAACUAUACUUCUUGUAAGCGCCUCAUUAUAGUCUUACUCGGCAUCGGAAUGUGCUUUUGCCUUAGACGAGCUAAUCGUCUGAUACCCAAUCGAUUCAGUUUUCCGUUGGUCGAAAGAGCCUUUUCAAGGCAACCAGCAAGAGGCUUUUACGACCUUGGAUCUGAAGAAGAAGAAGCAGGCUUACUUAAUAGCUAUUCUGAUUCUGAUACUGAGCAUAACAUGGAAGAUGCAGAGUUGAUUGACAAUCAAAAUGCGCUUCAAAUAACUUCUGAAUCAACCGAUGAAGGCGCACGGCGUUCAAAGUCACAAGCAAGCGAGGAAGAAGAAGAAGAAGAGUUUAGUGAAUUACAAUCUCACUAGUAUAUUUGGCAUAUUAAAUGAUACGCUAUAGGAAAAGCUGUUACUGAUAAUAAUGAAAUAAACACUGCAUGAAAGGCUUUAAGUAUGAGUAGAUUUGGGCGGAAAGUUAAAACAAAAAUUAUAAGUUGAUGUCAGCUGUGUGUGCGGUCAGCAGCCACGGAAAUUCCUGGUGGCUUGCCUAUGAAGCCCUCAAAGAUAAAAGAGAGUGUCAG